CUGGCGGCCGCGCGUGCGCGCCCUGGCCCCCUCCCCCCCCCCGGCGGUGCCCUGCGGCCGGGCGCACGCGGCCUCCCGGGCGCCCGCGAGCCUGAGCGCCAGGCCGUGGGAUCUCCCAUGGACGGAACCGGUGGCGCCUCGGGCGACGUGGAGGACGCCCCGGGCGGGGACGCGGCCAGCGGCGCGCCGGGCGGCAGCGAGGAGGCCAUGCCCGACGCAGCCUUCGGCGGCCUCGGCGGCGCCCCGCUGGUGGGCCAGACCGGGAGCGCCGGCGGCUUCGCCGGCUUCGCCGACUUCGGCGAGGCGCCCAGCGGGGCCCCCGCCGGCGGCACUGGCGCACUCGGCGCGGACCUCGACGACUUCGGGGCCGCGCCGGGCGGGGCCGCCGCGGGCGGACGCCCCGGCGCAGCCGCGCCCAGCGGCGCUCUGGCUCUCGGCGAGGAGUUCUCGGCGUUCGGAGCUGGCGCCGCCAGAGCCCUCGACGACACGGGGGGCGCGCCCGGCGGUGCUCCAGCGGGGCACGCCAGCGGCACCUCUGGCGAGGGCCUGGGCCUCUUCGGCGGGCCGCCCGGCGGGGCUCCCGAGGGAGGCGCCGCGGCCGCCUUCGAGGCAGGCUUUGGCGACUUCGGCGGGGCGCCCGGCGGGGCUCCUGACGGCGGCGCAGCCGGUGCCUUCCACGCCGACGUCGACGACACUGGUGGAGCGCCAACCGGCGCUCUGCCAGGAGGCACUGCGUGCGACUCCGCCGCGGACCUCGACGGCGACUUCGGUGGCGCGCCCGGGGGAGCCCCAGCCGGAAGCGCAGCUGGCAUCUUCGACGCGGCGUUCGACGACUUCGGAGAUGCGCCCGGGGGGGCCCCAGCUGGAAGCGCGGCUGGCGCCUUCGAGGCGGCGUUCGACGACUUCGGAGACGCGCCUGGGGGAGCCCCAAACAGAGGGGUGGCCAGCGCCUUCGAGGCGGAGUUCGACGGCUUCGGGGACGCGCCCGCCGGCGCGCCCGCUGGCAGCACUGGCGCAGCCGCGCCUGGCGGGUCCACGGCCAGGGAAGCCGUUGGCGCUGUUGAUGCGGGCGCCAAUUUCGGCGGCGCCCCUGGCGGCACUGCGGCAGGCCGAUCCGCCAGCGACUUCGCCGCGGACUUCGGUGACUUCGGCGGCGCGCCUGGCGGCGCUCCGGCUGGCAGCGACAGGGGCGCAGAGUCGCCACAUCCUGCGGGAGUGCUGGCGGACUUCGCCGGCGGCAGCGGCGGCAGCGGCGGCUGGGGUGGCGGCGGAAGUGGCGGCAGCGGGGCAGAGGUGGCGCAGGAGGGCGCAGGCGACGUGGGCGGCAUGGCCGGCGACAUGGGCGGCGAUGCCGGCGUCUUCGGCGGCGGCACGACGGCCGCGGCGGCCGGCAGCAGCGGCGGCAGCGAGGGGAUUGGCCAGGUCGCGACGCCCGAAGGGGCGCACGGCGGCCACGGCGGGUCUGGCGAGCCCUCCUCGCAGUGGUCCUUCUCCGGGCAGGCCGUGGGAUCGUCCAUGGACGGAACUGGCGGAGCCUCGGGAGGCGUGGAUGACUCUCCCGCUGCGGGCGCCUUGGACGGGCUGCGCCGGCCAGACGGCAGCGGCGCGCCAGGCGGCAGCGACGGGGCCUUCUUCGGCGCGGACUUCGGCGGCUUCGGCGGCACCCCGCCCGCAGGCCCGCCAGCUGGUGGCUCUGGAGGGCAUGGCUCGGUCGGCUUUGUCGAGGUCGGCGCCGCCCCCAGCGGGGCGUCCACAGGCGGCGCCAGCGCCCUCGGCGCGGACCUCGACGCCUUUGGGGGCGCGCCAGGCGGUGCCCCCAUCAGCGGCGCCAGAAGCCCUGGCACAGCCGCGCCUGGCGCUUUCGACGAGGACGCAGACUUCGGCGGCUUCGGGGGUGCACUCGGCGGAGAUCCGAUGAGCGCUGCUGGCGUUCUCGACGACACAGGGAACACGCCCAGUGGCGCUCCAACGGGGCACGCCGGCGGCACCUUCGGCGAGGACGCCCGCGCCGGUGGCUCGCCUGGCGGGGCUUUGGCAGGGGGUGCCAGCGGCGGCGGCGGCGGCUUCGAGGCGGACUUCGUCGACUUCGGCGGCGCUCCAGGCGAGGCCCCCGUCGGCGACGCAGCUGGUGCCUUCCGCGCCGACGUCGACGACACUGGUGGGGCACCAACCAGCGCUCUGCCAGGGGGUACUGCGGGCGCCUCCACUGUGGACCUCGACGACGACACCGGGGGCGCGCCUAGCGGUGCUCUGGCUGGGCACUCUGGUGGCACCUUCGGCGAGAACUUCGACGCCGAUGGGUCUCCCAGUGGGGCUUCGGCAGGAGGUGCCGAUGGCAUGUUCGGCGACUUCGGCGGCGCGUCUGGAGGUGCUCCUGUCGGUUAUGCAGGCGGUGCCUUCCAGGCCGACGUCGACGACACCGGCGGAGCGCCCAGCACCGCUCUGCCAGCGGCCACCGCGGCCUCCUCCGCUGUGGACCUCGGCGACGACUUCGGUGGCGCUCCCGGAGAAGCCCCGGUGGGAGGCGCGGCCGGCGCCUUCGAGGCGGACUUCGACGACUUCGGCGGCGCACCUGGGGGAGCCCCGGCCGGCAGCGCGGCCCCAGCCUUCGGGGCGGACUUCGGUGGCGCGCCUGGGGGAGCCCCGACCAGCGGCGCGCCCAUCGCCUUCGAUGCGGAGUUCGACGACUUCGGCGGCGCGCCGGGGGAAGCUCCAGCCGGCGGCGCGGCGGGCGCCUUCGCUGCGGAGUUCGACGGCAGCGGGGGCGCGCCCGGCGGCGCGCCCGCUGGUGGCGCCCCAGCCGAUCCGGGCGGCUCCCCAGCCGAGGAGGCCGCUGGCGACUUCGGCGUGGACGGCGACUUUGGCGGCGCUCCCGCGGGGGGCUUCGCCGGCGCCCUCGCCGCGGACCUCGGCGACUUCGGCGACUUCGGCGGCGCGCCGGCGGGCGGCGCCCCAGGACCAGUCCUGGUUGCAGUCGCGGUCGGGGUGCCGGAUAAGGACCAGUCCUGGUCGCGGUCGCGGUGCGGCAUUAUUAAUGCCGAGUGGCACCUUAAUAAUGUCACCCGCGACCAAGACCAGGACUGGUCCUGGUCACGGUCGCGGGGCGGCUCUGCUUUUACCUGGUGUCAUAGUGCCACCCCGACCAAGACCGGGUCCACUCUCCCCGGCCCCGCGGUGCCUAUGUGCCCGCUCCACGGAGGUGGCGGCAGCGGGGCCGAGGCGGCGCAGGAGGGCGCAGGCGACGUCGUGGCCGGCGACGUCGGCGGCGAUGCCGGCCAGCCCGCCAGCGCCACGCAGGCCGGCCCCGCCGCCACCGGGGACAUGCCCGCGACCGACGGCCCCGGCUCCAGGAACGACGCAGCGGCCGAGGACCCCGGCAGCACGCCGUCCGUCCCGGGCCCGGCGGGCCCAGCGGCAGGUCGUGGGCCUCACGGCGCCAGCUCCGACCCGUCGGCCACGCCGGCGAGGUGGCCCAUCGCCGCCUGCAGCCCCUCCAUCUCCUUCUUGUGGGCAGCGGCCCCGGAGUCGAAGUGGGCGCUGACCCAGCUGCAGUCGGAGACCGAGGGCCCCGGCUGCCCCUUCGGGGCGAAGGAGUGA
This is a messenger RNA of Prorocentrum cordatum, 3597 nucleotides long. Lineage: Eukaryota; Dinophyceae; Prorocentrales; Prorocentraceae. The record is from the annotation of a GenBank genome assembly.